Messenger RNA from Panicum virgatum (switchgrass), 989 nucleotides. RefSeq lists its product as uncharacterized. Bases 267 to 989 code for a protein of 240 amino acids. The record is from RefSeq and is a predicted model, not a curated record. The transcript is spliced from 4 exons. Lineage: Eukaryota; Viridiplantae; Streptophyta; Magnoliopsida; Poales; Poaceae.
CAUAUGUGGACAUCUACAGGGCAGAGUUAUUGCAAGAAGGGCCACAUGAUGUUGAAAAAAGGCUUGAAAAUGGUUUUCCUAACUGGUUUAGGAGCCAUAUCGCCAAGAAGCGUACAGAUCGUCCAGAAGAGGUUACUGAUGGAUUGUAUACUUUGUCUUGUUUUCCUGAUCUUCGAGUGGGGUUUUGGUCUGCUUGCAUUGUCAAUGGAGUCAGGUAUAACACAGUGCACCGUGAGAAAUACUUGCAGACUCAGAACAGUGGUGUAAUGACUCUAGGUACUCAUGGUGAUGCUGAAAUUGAUUUUUAUGGUGUCCUUAAUGAGAUUAUUGAGCUGCAGUAUAACGCCACUGCACCAGCCACUCGGUCUGUGGUUCUCUUUGGAUGUGAUUGGUACAAUCAAGUAGUAGGCAAGACAACAGGCAUCAGAGAUGAUGGACAUUUCAAAUCCAUUAACAUUCAGUCAUUGUGGUACAAGUCUGACCCUUACAUUUUGGCAACUCAAUCCAAAAAGGUAUUCUACAUGGAAGACACGGCUUUGGGAAAGAAUUGGCGAGUAGUGCAGAAAUUUGAGCAUAGGGACGUGUAUAAUGUGGCUGAAAAAAGUGACCUCGUUUACCAAGAAGACUGCUGUUCUUAUACAGUGCAGCAAGGUGAGGGUGAUGGCGAAGUGCAGCAAGGUGAGGGUGAUGAGGUUGAGGUCAAUAAUCAGGAUGGCAAAUAUACUAGAAUUGAUGGUCGUUUACAUGAACUUAUAAGAAACAAGAAGCGAGCCAACAUUUCUAUAGAUGCAGAGGAGGAGGAAGAUGACACUGUGAUGGAAUAUUUUAGUGAUAAUGGCAAUGAAAACGCUGAAGAUGAAGAUGAGGAGGUAGAUGGAGAUGACCCUGAAAUUGCUAGAACUAACAAAAGUUUGCUAGUUAUAAGCAUAUUUACUUACAUCUGCACUACUGAUUUAGUUACAUCAGAUUUUACUGAAAGAAAUGCUUGA